AUGGCCAAGUCAAAGAUCAAGGAGAGCAAGAAGGCUGAUGCUGGUCUGUCCACUGUUAAGAAAAGUGGUGUUGCAAAGGCUUCUCAGUCCGCCAAGUCCAAAUCCAAGGAGAUUGCGAAGGCUGCGACAAAGAAGAUGGUCAAACAGAAAGAGGUUCCCGAGAAGAAGAAGAAGAAGGUCGUCGAACCCGAGUCCUCUGAGUCCGACUCGGAGAGUGAAAGCGACUCUGACGUCUCUGACAGCUCCGACUCUGAGUCAGAAGUCGAAAAGAAGACGGCUGCCAAGGCCAAGGCCAAGGCCAAGGCCAAGGCCAAGAAGGCCGAUUCUGUUUCCGAGUCCGAGUCCGAAUCUGAUUCUGGCUCUGAAGCUGACUCUGGCUCCGAUUCUGAUUCUGACAGCGAGUCCCGGGAGACUAAGAAGCAUGCCACUAGCAACAAGGUCAAGGCUGCUGCCUCCGCCUCCGAGUCCAAGUCUGACUCCGGCUCUGACAGCGAGUCUAAUGAUGAGGCCACCAAGGUCAAGGUCAAUGGCAAGGCCAAGACUGAAGCCGACGACUCUUCUGAUUCCUCUGACUCUUCCGACUCUGACGAGGAGAGCGAUGACAAGAAGGCCACUGCCAAGGAAGAGCCUGUCGACUCUUCUGACUCUGAAGAAGACUCGGACGAUGAUGACAGCGAGGAUAGCGAGGACAGCGAGGAUGAUGACUCUGAGGAGUCUGGCAAGGCCAAAGCCAAGACUGAAGACGCGUCUGCCUCAAAGAAGCGCAAGGCUGACGAAGAAAUUGACGCUACCCCCAAGAAGGCCAAAACUGAUGAGGCGGCCGCCACCACUUUGUUUGCUGGCAACUUGAGCUGGAAGGUUGACGAUGACCUAUUGUCCGGGGCUUUCAAGAAGUUCGAAGGCUUGGUGGGUGCUCGCGUUGUCACUGAGAGAGACGGUGGCCGCAGCCGCGGCUUCGGAUACGUCGAUUUCGAGACAGCGGAGGCGGCCACCAAGGCCUACGAAGCCAUGCAGGGCUUCGAGCUGGCUGACCGUGCCCUCAACCUGGACUACGCCAACGCUCGAUCUGCCGAGUCUAACCCUCGUGACCGUGCUGCGGAUCGCGCCAAGAAACACGGCGACUCUGUCAGCCCCGAAAGCGAGACUCUGUUUGUCGGCAACCUGCCCUUUGACACUGACCAGGAGACUGUUCACCAGUUUUUCAGCGAGGUUGCUGAGGUCGCUAGCGUUCGCUUGCCUACUGACCCUGACUCUGGAAGCCUGAAGGGAUUCGGCUACGUCAGCUUCAAUUCCGUCGAGGAUGCCAAGACUGUCUUCUCGCAGAUGAACGGUGCUCCUCUGGGCAGUGGCAGAACGUCUCGCAGCGUGCGUCUCGACUUUGCCAGCAAUCGCACUCAGCAAGGUGGCGGUGGCCGCGGUGGCCGCGGUGGACGUGGUGGACGUGGUGACCGUGGCCGUGGUCGCGGUCGUGGGGGCGGUCGUGGUGGUUUCGGCUCUGGUGCCAAUCGAACUGCUCCCUCCAGCUUCGCGGGCACCAAGAUGACCUUUGACUAA
Metarhizium album ARSEF 1941 is the source of this 1554-nucleotide messenger RNA. RefSeq names its product cutinase negative acting protein. The coding region runs from base 1 to 1554 and encodes 517 amino acids. Lineage: Eukaryota; Fungi; Ascomycota; Sordariomycetes; Hypocreales; Clavicipitaceae. The transcript is spliced from 3 exons. The record is from RefSeq and is a predicted model, not a curated record. Gene Ontology annotation, molecular function: RNA binding.